AUUUUUGACAUUUAUUACUGCAUUGAAAAGAUUUGAGCAUGAAUAUUGGAGACAGAAGAAGAAUAAUUGGACCAGUCAAUGCAAGGGCUCUAUACUUUGAAAACUCAAAACCAAAAGAAUCAAUACAUCAUACUAGAAAGAAAAAUAAUGAAAUCAGACCUUUUUUCAUACAAACUGGUCUUUUAACCAAUCCAAAUGGAUCGGCUUAUUUGGAAAUAGAUAAUACAUUAAUAUUAGUAUCUAUCUUUGGACCAAGACCCAUAAAAGGUCCAUUUAUGAACAAGGCUUGUUUCCAGGUUGAAACAAAAUUUUUACCAUAUGUUAAUCAGCCAAAUUAUUUGAGCAAGGCUUACUUAUUCAAUACUAAUAAUAAUGCGACUGAAGAGGAUGUAAAUAUUAGAAGAAAUUUGGAUAUUACUGGCGGCAGUUAUAGCUCUUACUCAAAUAUUGAGCAAAAAAUCUCAAGUUAUAUUCACUCAGCUUUUUUGCCUUCGAUAAUUUUAGAAAAAUAUCCUAAAUCCACAAUUGAUGUUUUUAUUAUAGUUUUGUCAGCUAAUGUUGAGGAUAAUGUAUUAUCAUUGAUAUCGGGAAUAUCUAACUGCUGUUCUUUAGCUUUAGUUGAUUCGGGAAUUGAAUUAAACGAUAUUAUAUCAACUGGUAUUUCAAGAAUAUUGAAAGAUAAUACGGUAAUAUUAGAUCCAACUACAAUUCAUAACAAAGAUAUUACUGAUGAUGGCAAAUAUGUGGAUGCUGUGAUUAGUUUUAUGAAUUGCAAAAAUGAUCAAAUUGUUGGAUUUUUGACGGAUGGGAACUUGAAUAUAGACAAUUCAUUGAUAGAAGCUUUAAUCAACAAUUCAAACAGAAUGGCCAAACAAAUUAGGGCAAACAUUGAUGUAUAUUUGAUCGAUCAAAUAAGUUCCAACUAAAUCUAGAAGUACUUUAAUCAGAUAACUAUCGAUAUACUAAAUAUACAUUUUUUUUUCAAAAACUCGCUGGUUCUUUCGUUUUGUGGCACUUUUUCCUCCACGGAAAAACUAUAUGUAUGUUCAUUUCUAUAUAUGUAUUAUACGCGUCUCUAGGCAUACAUAUACCUGUUUUAUAUUGAUUUUUUCCGAAUGGUUCAGAUUUUU
Molecule: messenger RNA, 1130 nt
Organism: Ascoidea rubescens DSM 1968
Lineage: Eukaryota; Fungi; Ascomycota; Saccharomycetes; Ascoideales; Ascoideaceae
Gene: MTR3
Product: exosome non-catalytic core subunit MTR3
Exons: 1
Coding region: 39-926 (295 amino acids)
Biological process (GO): U4 snRNA 3'-end processing; nuclear mRNA surveillance; poly(A)-dependent snoRNA 3'-end processing
Cellular component (GO): nuclear exosome (RNase complex); nucleolus; cytoplasmic exosome (RNase complex)
Source: RefSeq, a predicted model, not a curated record